UCGGGGCUCGGCGGCUCGGCUUGCUUCCUUUGCAAGGUGUUGAGCUAAAAGCAAAGUGUUGUUUACUUAAAGUGCUCAAAAUGCAUAGUUUUGUUUACCUGUGAAUCUUUUUUCUCCUUCAAGUGCAACAAUGCAAAAUAUAAUGUCGGUUGAAAAGAAAAAAUUUGACUGCACAGCCUUACCAAAAGGAUGGCAGCGAGAAGAAAUUGUUCGAAAGUCGGGCUUGUCUGCGGGCAAAGUGGAUAUAUACUAUUACAGUCCCUCAGGCCACCGGUUCCGCAGCAAACCUCAACUAGCACGGUACUUGGGAGACUCUGUCGAUCUCUCUUCAUUUGACUUUAGAACUGGAAAUAUUAAUAAUAACGUCUUGAGAAAAACCAAACAGAGGCCAAGAGGGAUUCAAUUCGAUUACAGCCGCGGAGUACGGACAGAUGCGUCUUUGGUACCACCAAUAAGGCAAACAGCCUCCAUUUUUAAACAACCUGUCACUGUCCACAAAUCUCAAGAGGGAAAAGUUAAGACUGAUUUCAAACAAGGACCUCAAGACAAACCUAAACAGCUGUUUUGGGAAAAGCGUUUGGAAGGUUUACGUGCUUGUGAUAUUGAUGGACUUGAACUGGAUGCAAUGGAGUUGCCAAAAGGUUUACGCCCAGUUGGACCACAUGUAGGAGAUGAAACCCUAUUGCAAUCAGUAGCAACAGCCCUGCACGUUUCAACACAGCCAGUAACUGGUCAAACUGGCAGUCGUUCUGCUCUAGAUAGAAACCCAGGUGUAUUUCUAAAUCCAGAACAACCACUUGUUCAGGCAGUACAAGUGAUAGAUGACGACAUCAAACGCCAAGAAGAUCGAGUUAUAUCAGCCAGAAAAAAGUUACAAGAAGCCCUUAAGGUAUAGAGAACAAAUUAACCCAAUCUCUGUUGGUAUUUUUAUUGUUGUCUUGUUUUAAAAAUCUGAUGUCUCUUGCUCCAUUGCCUACACUGUAAGAUUUUUGUGGGCUGUAUGACCUCAAUUCUAAUUUUAAUUUUUUGUAGUUAUUUUCAAAAACUUGUUAUUUUAUGAUUUGUUUCAUUUUCUACUUAUAGACCAACUGUACCUAUCAUUUUUUUAAACUCAUGUCUGUGUAUAUGACAUGACCCAUGUGAUAUUGAGUAUUUCAGGCAGGAAAUAUGCAGUAAUGCCAGUAGACAUAAAUUAUUUUGCUGAAUCUGUACUUGUAUUUUAACUGUGACCCACUUACAUAUAUUCCAUCUUCUUAGUUGUAUGUGUUCCAGUACAAAUGAGUUGUUAGAACUUUACGUUCUUGUAUUGUUUCAAUGCUUGCCACAGUGGAAGCCAUAGCAGUAUGUAUUAAUUUUUCUUUUCCUCGUGUAUGCAAGACAUAUUUUUUUAUUUUAUCUUCAUUUUUCAAGAACUGGUCUAUGUAUUAUAGAAAUAUCAAUAGAAUGUAGUGAAUGAAUUCUUAGCUCAUGCUCAUAGGUUUUCUGGGGCCUCUUUUUAUAAAAAUUUGAGGGGAAAAGGGGGAGGGCGGCUAAUUUUUUAUGAAUUAUUUUCUAUUUCAGUUUUAAUAAGUGAAGUGAAUUUGCCGUAUCAGAAAGUUCUUUAUCUCCUGUGAAGGUUUAAUGUAAUGUUUUCUUUUUUUAAUUCAUAUUGAAGUCUGAAUCUCCAACAUUUGCUACCAAAGAACAGAUAAAACUUCUUUAUGUACUAGCAAUGUUGUUGCAUUGCCUUAAGCUUGUUCAAAUCACAGUGCAUGGUAUGGCCUGAAUUGUACUUCAGUGCAGGUAAUGUUAGAUGAUAAGAGAUAAAAUUACAAAUCAUGUAGUAGAAAUGUUUAAUUUGAUUUGUGUUCUUCCGUUCCUCGUAAAUGGUCAGAAAGUGGAGCUAAGACUUUGUAACAUGAUAUAUUUAUUAUUUGUAUCUUUGUUUUAAUUUGCAAGCUUGUCUGUUUUCCUUAUUGCAAAUAUUAUGAAUUUAGAGGUUUUGGUGACAUUUUGUUUACAUGAAAUUAAUGUUCUAUGUCAAGUAAUAGAUUUCUUCUCAGAAGCUUAAAGUUUCAAGAUUUGUGAACUGAUUUCAAUGUUAAAUUACAUGAUGUGUCUGAAAUAAAGUGAAAUUUGUUUUUACUUCCA
Messenger RNA from Frankliniella occidentalis (western flower thrips), 2130 nucleotides. RefSeq names its product methyl-CpG-binding domain protein 2 (gene MBD-like). Bases 131 to 895 code for a protein of 254 amino acids. Lineage: Eukaryota; Metazoa; Arthropoda; Insecta; Thysanoptera; Thripidae. Gene Ontology annotation, molecular function: DNA binding. The transcript has 5 exons. The record is from RefSeq and is a predicted model, not a curated record.